Messenger RNA from Mercenaria mercenaria, 2342 nucleotides. Its product is annotated as ABC-type oligopeptide transporter ABCB9-like. Gene Ontology annotation, biological process: transmembrane transport. Gene Ontology annotation, cellular component: membrane. The transcript is spliced from 9 exons. The record is from RefSeq and is a predicted model, not a curated record. NCBI's taxonomy places the organism in Eukaryota, Metazoa, Mollusca, Bivalvia, Venerida, Veneridae. Gene Ontology annotation, molecular function: ABC-type oligopeptide transporter activity; ATP hydrolysis activity; ATP binding. Bases 692 to 2167 code for a protein of 491 amino acids.
UUUAUCAAAAUAGACGGGUCAUAAACUAAACAACAAAGACAAAGGUCUCAACUCGGUGCAUUUUUUAUGUGAUCUUCAACUGCUCAUGCCCGAUAAUCUGUAGAACUUGGAAAGAAAAACUCUUCCAAGUAUUGAAUGACAAGUUAAACUCACUUUUCAAGUUUACUAACAAGGGGUCACAGUGCCUGUAUAAUAAGACAUACAAAAACGUGUUUGCAUCCGAUGUUAUUUUGAUUCUUAGCUGCAUGUAUGUCUGCCUGUCUAUCAUUUUACGGCCCUGUAUUGCUGGUUUAAUUUGAUGUAGAUGUCAUUUUGUUUUCGUUUUACUUUACAUAUAUUGUUUUGAUAUUCACCCGAUGUAUUUUUUUCAGGCCAGGCUCUAUCUCUUCUUCCCACACCAAUUAAUAGCCAAGAAGGCUAGAAACUAUAUAAAGACUUCUUACUAACUUACAUAAUAUUUCGUCGUAUUGCUCAUGUAAUUGUUGCAUCUUAAAAGAUAACCCUUUUCUUUUUAAUUAUAAAUUAUGAGUUAUCUCUAGCACAAAGCUGAAAAUUUGUGAAGUGUAUUACAAAAAUAUCGUUCUUUUCUUUUUGAUAAAGCGCAAUAUGUACAGGACUUUCGAGAUAUGCACUUUUUGUUGCUAACAGAAGACUCAGCAUUAGAGUUAGAAACGCAUUGUUUGCCUCUUUGAUGAAACAAGAACUUGCAUUCUUCGAUACAGGCAGCAUAGGUGAAAUCACGUCAAGGCUAACUACAGACACUGCAACAAUGAGCACAGCUUUACAGAACAACGUUAUCAGCUUCCUUCGUCACAUGGUCAAACUUGUUAUCACUGUCUUCUUUAUGGUUCGGUUGUCAUGGCGACUGUCUCUUGUGCUAUUUGCCUUUCUUCCGGUUACAGUAAUCAUAUCUACACUUUUUGGGAGAUUUUACAUGCAUAUCUCACACAAAGUACAAACUAGUUUGGCUGAUGCUAAUAAUGUAGCGGCAGAAGUUUUUUCAACAAUGCGAACUGUCCGAAGUUUUGCAAAUGAGGACGGCGAAGUAGAGAGGUAUGCACAGCGGCUAGGAACAUCUUAUAAACUCUACAAGAAACAAGCUCUAUCAUACUCAGCAUAUAACGCUUUCAAUAUAUUCUUUGAUCUAGCGAUGAAAAUAGCAAUCUUAGUUUACGGGCGUUAUAACGUUGAAGAAGAUGCGUUAACAGGCGGACAAUUUCUUGCGUUUGUUCUCUAUCAAUUUCAGAUUGGAAAAUCCUUAAACAUUAUAAGUCAUGUGUACAGCGGGCUGCUGGAGGCGACAGGUGCUUGCAUAAAAAUAUUUAGUUACAUCAACCGCAAACCGAAGAUGAAACAAAACGGUAUUCUGCAAACUAAAAAACUGGCUGGUACCGUAGAAUUCGACAAUGUUUCAUUUUCAUAUCCAUCCAGGCCUCAUGAACAUAUUCUUCGGGGAAUCAGUUUUAAAGUUGAACCUGGGGAGAUUGUGGCGUUGGUUGGUCCGAAUGGUGGUGGAAAAACAUCAUGUAUAAAUUUGUUAGAAGGUUUCUAUCAUCCGUGUGGUGGGCGUGUUCUCUUAGACGGGAUACCUAUUCACUUGUACGAGCACCAUUAUUUACAUAAGCAGAUAUCACUAGUUGAGCAAGAACCAGUCUUAUAUGACAGAUCUAUCGAAGAGAACAUCCGAUAUGGCCUGUCAGACAUCGAAUGCCCAGCUGACAAAAUAAGAGAGACCGCGAGAUUGACCAACUGUGAUACUUUCAUAUCAAGUUUACAGAAAGGAUUUGGUACCUUAACUGGGGAAAAAGGAUUACAGUUAUCUGGCGGUCAGAAGCAGCGAGUGGCGAUUGCGAGAUCACUGGUGCGGAAUCCAAAAGUGCUGAUAUUGGACGAAGCCACAAGUGCUCUGGACACUGAAUCCGAACAAGUCAUUCAGGAGUUAAUAUACAAUAAGAAAGUUACACGAACAGUGUUUAUUAUCGCACAUAGACUCGGUACUGUAGAGAAAGCGGACAAAAUUCUAGUCAUAGAUAAAGGCCGUGUGGUGGAAGAAGGGACACACAGAGAAUUGAUGAUACGGGCUGACGGACUUUAUUCCAGACUCGUAAACUGUCAAUUAAACAAAGAGAGGGAUGAAACCGAAAUUGAUAUUACAGUGUUGUUAUAACAUAAUAAAAUAUACAUUAAGUUAUAAUGUCACUUGAUUAAAACUUCUCAGUAUACCUGAUAGCAUUUUGAAUAUAGAUAUGAUGCAAAAUGGAAAAUGGACUAAUUGCUAGUUUCAUCUUUUAAAUUAUCUAGAUUGCAUUGAAGUAUCUGUUCCCAUUAGCUGUAUCGCUGGA